AUGUCCCUUGUUCCACUUAACCAGCUUGAUGAACUGAUUCAGUUGUCCGAUGAGAUCCGUCAGGCUCGACGACGACGUAUCCAGCAAAUUAAUAACGAGCGUGAAUCUCGACCUGCUCGUUCGGCUUCGCUGGUGGAUAGAAGAUCUCCGCGUCCUCGAUGGACUGGUGAACGAAGAGUUAAGGAGCGAGAGUGGAUUAUUGAUAGCCGUCGAUGA
Penicillium malachiteum is the source of this 216-nucleotide messenger RNA. RefSeq lists its product as uncharacterized. Bases 1 to 216 code for a protein of 71 amino acids. The record is from RefSeq and is a predicted model, not a curated record. The transcript has 2 exons. NCBI's taxonomy places the organism in Eukaryota, Fungi, Ascomycota, Eurotiomycetes, Eurotiales, Aspergillaceae.